CUGAGCGCGCACACAUACACAGAGCCCUUCAUACAGUCUCUGGGGCCCACGCGCGCACUGACGCGCACAGACACGUUGGCUCGCUCUGUCGGAACAUAGAAGAUAGGAGAGGAAAGGGAAGCGGAGAGCUCCCAUUUAUUUGCCCCCAACUUCCCUCUUUGCGUCUACUUGUGUCUUUCUGAUUCUUCUUAUCCACCAAUGCAAGGAUUUUAUUACUCUUAUUACUGCCACUGCUGUCCCGAACUAAGGGAAACAACUUUAAGGACCAGACGGGAGUAUGUAAAAUAAUUCUUACUGCUGAACAAAACAAGAAGAAAAAGAAGGAAGAAAUGGAUAAACGGAGUAAUUCUGGCGUUUGGCUGGCAGCUUUCUUCUACUUUGUACUUUGGGGACACACUGAUGGACAAUUCUUUCCAGGUGGCUGUACAUUUGAGGAGUCAUAUAGCAGCUGUGGAUACAGUGUUUCUCUGGGAACCAAUGGUUUUACCUGGGAACAAGUCAACUCCUGGGAAAAGCCCACCAUGGAUCCUGCCCUACCUACUGGUUCGUUCAUGGUGGUGAACGCUUCAGGCCGGGCAUCAGGUCAGAAGGCUCACUUGUACAUGCCCACCCUGAAGGAGAAUGACACCCACUGCAUCGACUUUCUUUACUCUCUAUCCAGCCGGGAUGGAGCCAGCCCAGGCACACUCAAUGUCUAUGUCAAGGUGAAUGGAGGUGCUCAGGGUAACCCAGUGUGGAAUGCCUCUGAUACUGUCACUGAAGGUUGGGUGAAAGCUGAAUUGGCUAUUUCUACAUUCUGGCCCAACUCCUAUCAGGUAAUAUUUGAAGCCGUUUCAGUCCAAGGCCACCCAGGUUUCAUCGCCAUUGAUGACAUACGAGUUCUGGCUCACCCAUGCCGUAAAGCCCCACACUUUCUACGCCUGCAGAAUGUGGAGGUAAAUGUGGGUCAGAAUGCUACUUUUCAGUGUACUGCUGGAGGGAAGUGGUCUCAGCAUGAUAAACUCUGGCUGCAGCAAUGGAAUGGUAAAGACACAGCCCUGAUGGUGACCAGGGUGGUGAACCACAGACGUUUUUCUGCGACCGUUAGCGUUGGCGACACAUCUCAGCGCAGCACAAGCCGCUACCGGUGUGUCAUCCGAUCAGACGGUGGAUCUGGGGUGUCCAACUACGCUGACCUCAUUGUUAAAGCUCCACCCACUCCCAUUGCACCUCCUGAGCUUCUUUCUGUUGGUGCUACUUACCUUUGGAUCAAACCCAAUGCCAACAGCAUCAUUGGUGAUGGGCCAAUAAUCCUGAAGGAAGUGGAGUACCGGACCACUUCAGGGAACUGGGUAGAGACCCAUGUGGUUGACUCCCCUACAUAUAAACUGUGGCAUCUGGACCCAGAUGUAGAAUAUGAGAUCAAGGUCCUGCUUUCCAGACCUGGAGAGGGAGGAACAGGACCCCCAGGUCCACCACUGGUAACCAGGACCAAAUGUGCGGAUCCAGUUCACGGUCCUCAAAAUGUCAAUGUGGUGGAUGUCAGAGCCCGCCAGCUGACAGUACAAUGGGAGACUUUUGGGUAUGCUGUGACACGCUGCCACAGCUACAAUCUGACGGUGCAGUACCAGUACGUGUUCAACCAGCAGGAGUUUGUAGCUGAAGAAUUAAUCCAAACAUCAUCACAUUACACUUUGAGGGGACUGAGGCCAUUUGUGACCGUUAGGCUGCGGCUUGUCCUGGCCAACCCUGAGGGCAGCAAGGAGAGUGAAGAGAUAGUCAAACAGACGGAGGAGGAUGUUCCUGGAUCAGUGCCUAUGGAAUCUCUGCAGAAUACGCCAUAUGAAGAAAAGAUCUUCAUGCAGUGGAAAGCUCCCAACGAGACCAAUGGAAUCAUCAAAUUGUAUGAGAUUACCUAUAAGGCACUGAGCUCCUUGGACCCCAGUGCUGAUCUGACAACCCAGCGGGGACAAGUUUUCAAGCAGAGGAAUGAGACCCACCAUCUGUUUGUUGGGCUGUACCCAGGAACCACCUACUUCUUCACCCUUAAAGCAUCUACCAACAAGGGCUUUGGUCCGCCUGUCACUACCCGCAUAACCACCAAGAUUGCAGCCCCCAUGAUGCCAGAGUAUGAGUCAGAGUCUCCACUUAAUGAGACCGAGACAACCAUCACUAUCCUGCUGAAACCUGCCCAGUCCCGCGGAGCACCUAUCAGCUCCUACCAGCUUGUUGUGAAGGAGGUGCGCAAGUCCAAGACCCGCCGUGCCGCUUCUGAAGCCCCCGAGUGUUUUUCUGUCCCAGUGAGCUUCCGCAAUGCCUCCAUCUUGGACUCACCCUAUUACAUUGCUGCUGAAUUACCACCGUCCAGCCUCACGGUGGUACAGCCCUUCACUGUGGGGGACAACAAGAGCUAUGGUGGUUUCUGGAACCCUCCGCUGUCACCUGCCAAGAGCUACAGCAUCUACUACCAGGCAAUGAGCAGAGCCAAUGGGGAAACCAAAAUCAACUGUGUCCGCUUGGCUAACAAAGUGGUAAUAGGUAGGGGACAAAUAACAACGCCGUACAUUCUAGUCAUCCCAAGCGAAGGUGCAUCAACGCAGGACUCUGAUGCUAUGGAGCCAGAGAAACAGGUGGACAGCACAGUUAAAAUGGCUGGCGUGAUUGCUGGGAUUCUUAUGUUCAUCAUCAUCCUUCUUGGAGUUGUUCUCACCUUCAAACGCAGAGAGAUUCACACAUGGAGAACUCUGAGCGUGGGAAAGUUGGCAAAAAAGCAGAAGGAAACUGCUAGCAGCUCCACUCAGCAGAGGGAGAUGGGUCCAGUCACCACAGCUGAUAAGAGCACCACUAAAGUCAGCACCUUACACAAAGAUGACCCCUUUUCCACCUCCAACCAGGACCUCAAUGGGUUCACUUCUCCUUCUCCCUGCUCCUUCUCAGUGCAAGGAAGCAAGAUGCUGCAGAGCAAAUCCCUGCUGAAUUCCUACUACUCAGUGUCCAAAGAGCCAGUUCCAGCCACAACUUCUAUAGAUAGUAGCCAGCCUUCCCUUUCCCAGCCCUCUUUGACCCUGCAGAGUUUUCCCUAUGGAGGAUGCGAGUCGGUGGAGAUCUCCUACCAGAGUGGUCAGUUCCAAGCAGGCCAGUUUCAACCAGCUAUUCGAGUAGCAGACCUCCUCCAACACAUCACCCAGAUGAAAUGUGGCCAAGGCUAUGGUUUUAAGGAGGAAUAUGAGGCCCUGGCAGAGGGACAGACAGCACCCUGGGAAACAGCCAAGAAGGAUGAGAACCGCAACAAGAAUCGCUAUGGCAACAUCAUCGCUUAUCCCACAGACGAUCACACCAGAGUCCGACUGCAGUUGCUGGAUGGAGACCCCCACUCUGACUACAUCAAUGCCAAUUAUAUUGACGGGUACCAUAGACCCAGACAUUACAUCGCCACACAAGGGCCCAUGCAAGAGACGGUGAGGGAUUUCUGGAGAAUGGUGUGGCAGGAGAAUUCGGCCUCUAUCGUCAUGGUUACAAACCUUGUGGAAGUGGGAAGGGUGAAGUGUGUUCGUUACUGGCCUGAUGAGACAGAGGUGUACGGAGACAUCAAGGUGACCCUCAUAGAGACUGAACCACUGGCGGAAUAUGUCAUACGGACGUUCACUGUUCAAAAGAAGGGCCAUCAUGAGAUCCGUGAACUCCGUCAGUUUCAUUUCACCAGCUGGCCCGACCACGGCGUUCCGUGUUACGCCACAGGACUGCUUGGCUUCAUACGACAGGUCAAGUUCCUCAACCCUCCAGAUGCCGGACCCAUAGUGGUACACUGCAGUGCCGGUGCAGGGAGAACAGGCUGUUUCAUUGCAGUGGACAUCAUGUUAGACAUGGCGGAGAAUGAAGGCGUGGUGGACAUUUUCAACUGCAUCCGAGAACUAAGGUCACAACGAGUCAACAUGGUUCAGACAGAGGAGCAGUAUGUGUUUGUUCACGAUGCCAUCUUGGAAGCAUGUCUGUGUGGAAACACAGCCAUACCAGUGUGUGAGUUCAGAGCCAUUUACUACAACAUCAGCAGGUUGGACCCACAGACCAACUCCAGCCAGAUCAAAGAUGAGUUCCAGACUCUAAACAUAGUGACCCCUAGAGUUCGUCCAGAGGACUGCAGUGUGGGUUUGCUACCCAGAAACCACGACAAGAACCGCAGUAUGGAUGUUCUACCAGCAGACCGAUGCCUUCCUUUUCUGAUUUCUGUGGAUGGAGAGAGCUCCAAUUACAUUAAUGCUGCAUUAAUGGAUAGCCACAAACAGCCAGCGGCCUUCAUAGUUACUCAGCAUCCUUUGCCCAACACCAUGGGUGACUUCUGGAGGUUGGUGUUUGACUACAACUGCUCCUCCAUUGUAAUGCUCAAUGAAAUGGAUGCAGCACAGUUAUGUAUGCAGUACUGGCCAGAAAAAAAUUCAUGUUGCUACGGCCCUAUUCAAGUGGAGUUCAUAUCUGCAGACAUCGACGAGGAUAUCAUCAACCGAAUCUUCAGGAUCUGCAACAUGGCUAGGCCACAAGAUGGUUACCGCCUGGUGCAGCACUUCCAGUUUAUUGGCUGGCCAGCCUACAGGGACACACCUCUCUCCAAGCGCUCCAUCCUGCAGUUGGUCAGGAGAUUGGCUAAGUGGCAGGAACAAUAUGACGGAGGAGACGGGAGGACUGUGGUACACUGCCUAACUGGUGGUGGACGUUCUGGAACUUUCUGUGCCAUCUGCAGCAUCAAUGAGAUGAUCCAGCAGCAGAAUAUUGUAGAUGUUUUCCACACUGUUAAAACCCUGAGGAACAACAAGACCAACAUGGUGGAGACUAUGGAACAGUAUAAAUUCUGCUAUGAAGUGGCUCUGGAAGCGCUCAACUCCUUCUGAUUGGGUGUGGGCUAAACAUCUCUAUUCCCAAUCGGCCAUUUGUCGAUGCCUGCCAUUCUCAACGCAACACUGGGAAACACGGAGGGCAAUACUGCUUUGUGUUGACCUGAAUCCGACUGACUGAGCGUGCCUGUGUGUGUGGGUGUGUGCACGCACGUGUGUGUGCUUGUAUUUGAGUGCAUAUGCACGUGGCUGUGUGUGAAGAGAGGGCAUGCUUGCAUAUUUGAGGAAGUCUUUAUCUAUAUGCGUGCCUGCAACAACACACACAACAAACCUGUACAGAAGAGGGAAAAGGCAACAAACAUGCACACUGGUGAUUUUAAUGUCUGUUUGCUUCAGCAAGACUGGGGACUUUAUAUGCUUGUACAAAGAAAAAAAAAUAUGGUAAACAAAAGACAAAUGUUUAAAAGACGCACCACUUUUACUCCUCUAUUUCUCUGUCCUCUCUGCUGGGCUGUGAUGUGACUAUUGUACAGUAUUUCCUUUUUAGAUAUAUUCUACGCCUUGAAUGUUGUCUCCCUCUGAAGGCUGGAUGCCCACUGGAAGAUUUUUUUUGGUAACUCUCAAAGGGAACGGAAAUGUACGUUUUUUUUGACCAUGACUCACUCAGCUUAGUUAACUCUUUUUUUUUCUUCAAAUUACAUGCUGAUUCCCUUUUGCCAAGUUAAAAGUUCGUUUGAAUUAUACUCGUAAUUCUGUAAUUGGCCUGAAAAGAAAAUAUGUUAGCAUGGUUGUAUCUUUUUUAUAGUUUUAUUUUCACGGAGUUCAAAUGUCAGAAAAACACAAGAACAAAAAAAUAUAUAUAACCUACAAUAAGUGGAGUCAGGGACACUGUGAAAAAAAAUAACAGUAGAAAAAAAGGAAAAAAAGAAACCUGCCUUAGAUUUAAGGCCAAGUCAUGUCUCUGUUCUAGCUUUUUUUCACUGGGACAGUGGUGGUUUCAUAAAUGCUUUUGGAAGGCUUAAAAAAGACAAAAUUAAAAUCUUAUUGUGUGCAUCCACCCUUGCUGUAAAUAGGAUAAGACAACCACAAUCAAACAAACAAACAAACAGGAAAACAUCAGCAACUGGUACGUUACAAAUUAAUGUGAUUUCAAAACACUAUAACUCUAAAAAGUUAAUGUCACUGUGUUGCCAUAUCACAGACCGUCUCCACAGAAAUGUCAAAAAAGCCGACAUAUUGUUCGCAUAUUGCACAUUUAGCUAAUGCCGCCGCAUUCAGAAUAACUUUUAUAAAAUUUGACUUUUUUAUUAUUUAUUUAUUGUGACACUUUUGGUACAGAAUAUGAAACAACCAGAUAAUACUUUGUCUCUAAUAUGAUAACAGCACUACUAUAAUUUAUUGAAAAUGAGUCCCCAAAUUCCCCAUAAAGAAGUCAAAAAUGUCCCCCCUCUAAAAACUACAUAAACUAUAACUUGCACUUUUGCAUGUUUGUCCAUUUUGGAACAUUUAGACUUGGAAUUCCUGACAUUGAACAGCCUGGGGUAAAUUCAAAACUGAAAUCAGUGUUUGGUCAUUUUAUAGCAAUUUGCUUAAAUGUGAAAUUGUUCAAUAACUGAGUGUAGCUUACAGACGAAUUAAUCUACUUUAGUGUUGAUGACUUGAUUUUAACCUGGUCUACAGUGUUGUGAGUAGUCAUUGAUAUUGGGCCACUAUUUGGGUCUAAAAAAUAAUCAUUCAAAUGAUAAGAAAUGAGUUAAACCUGCUGAGAUUAAGAAAGGAUUUAAGAAUCCUUGAUACUUAGAGCAGACUGGUAAAGAGUUCAGUAAUUCUAUGUAUAAUUCUACCUAUAAUAAAUAUCCAAGCUAAGGGAUUGGGCCCAUGUUUCCCCUAUAACCUAUGAUUUAAAAAGAACAUCACAAAACAAAGAGACAGGCCACAUUUACAUUUCUUUUAUAAUUAACGAAUGCUUUACGUCAAGCCCGCUGAAAUAUACAGAUAUUAAAAAUACAUUUGAGAAAAUCACUAACAGGAAAUGAUUUCAGUUAGUGUUUGACCCCAGGUUGAAAGGCAGUUAACAUGGCUAAUAGUUUAGAUGCCUCUGCACCUUAAAGAACGUGUGGGAGUGUGGGAAAUAAUGAGAAUUAUGCAUGGCAUUGACCUCAGCUUCUCAUUAUCUCCUACUCAUCUGGUCAGACUCUUCUAUGCUAUCCCAUUUUCCCCUUAUCCCAAAAGGCUAAACCAGAAUCUCAUGUUAUAGAUACACCACCUGUAUUUAUAUGAACAGCCUCUGACAUGUGUUGAAUCUAAAGGUGAUACUAUUUUCAGAUCUGUUUUACCUCUCUCUAAAACACUGUCAUUCUAAUAAAAAGGACCAGACUGAUGGCUUAAUUUUCAAACACUCAAAAAAUCAGACUACUGAAGUGAAUUAUCUUAAAUCCCAAUGCAUUAAAAAUACAUAAUUGUCACCAAUUACCUGAUUUACUUUUUUCCCAUGCGAGAAAGUACGAACAUUUUUAGAUGCAUUAGAUUUUUUAGAAUGAUUUCAUAUAAAGUUCAGCUUCUGAUGAACUUUUCUUUUGUUAGGAAACAUUUCAGUGCUUAUGGCAAGAGCUGACAUACUUGUAGUUAAAUGUUGUAGCAAACUAUUCAAUCUGUGCUUGCGUUGAUUUAUUUUUAUUCUUAUUUUUCGCUGGAGUCCAGUCAGGCUCGUUAAUGGACCUAUCAAAAUAGUGAGAGUGCUGUAUUGAAGACAAUGUGAAUGCUGGAUAUCUUGAUCCUUUUGUUCACUGAUGCUUUAUUUUAUUGACUUGAAUCAUGGCCCUUCAUAUGUAUUAUAUAUUUUUUAACGUUCUUUUAGAUUAUUUUUGUCUUGAAUUUGUACAUUUCUUUUGUAUAAUUAUUAUUCUGAUGAUUAUUUGUCUAGCAAAGUGCUGUUUAGAUCUGGUGAUGCCAUUACCAUUGGUUGUUUAGUUGUUUGAAAUGUGGUUAACAUGAAAUAAAGG
Maylandia zebra (zebra mbuna) is the source of this 7807-nucleotide messenger RNA. RefSeq names its product protein tyrosine phosphatase receptor type T (gene ptprt). Gene Ontology annotation, cellular component: membrane. Lineage: Eukaryota; Metazoa; Chordata; Actinopteri; Cichliformes; Cichlidae. Gene Ontology annotation, biological process: protein dephosphorylation. Gene Ontology annotation, molecular function: protein tyrosine phosphatase activity; protein binding. The record is from RefSeq and is a predicted model, not a curated record.